AUGCCUAGGGGCAACCAAGGUGACAAGCCAUCGGUCGGCAAGCGGCGUGACGAGAAGCGACCGGGGGAUGACGGGGCCAGCAAACGCCCUAGAACGAGCAGUCAUCAUCACAAGAACAGCUCAACACCAAGCGCCCAUCCCCAGAAGCCUGAGGCCAAGAUUCCCGUGACACGCCCGCCAGCCACCACCUCCUUCCCUUGCCAUGUGGGUGGUUGCGGUAGGAAAUUCACCUCUCGAGCCAGCCUGGUCCAACAUGAAAAGGAGAGACAUAGGGAGGCCUUGCCCUUUGCUUGCAGCAUGUGCGGGGAGCGGUUUACCAGGAACUCCAGCUUGCACCGCCAUGCCAAGUCCCAGUUGCACUAUUUUGGGAAGAAUUGCUCCACCUCAGCCAAGCCUUGA
Patiria miniata (bat star) is the source of this 399-nucleotide messenger RNA. Its product is annotated as zinc finger protein 576-like. The record is from RefSeq and is a predicted model, not a curated record. NCBI's taxonomy places the organism in Eukaryota, Metazoa, Echinodermata, Asteroidea, Valvatida, Asterinidae. Bases 1 to 399 code for a protein of 132 amino acids. The transcript has a single exon.